Messenger RNA from Asparagus officinalis (garden asparagus), 4172 nucleotides. Its product is annotated as transcription initiation factor TFIID subunit 2. Gene Ontology annotation, cellular component: transcription factor TFIID complex. The transcript has 26 exons. Gene Ontology annotation, molecular function: metallopeptidase activity; RNA polymerase II general transcription initiation factor activity; zinc ion binding. The coding region runs from base 107 to 4054 and encodes 1315 amino acids. Gene Ontology annotation, biological process: transcription initiation at RNA polymerase II promoter. NCBI's taxonomy places the organism in Eukaryota, Viridiplantae, Streptophyta, Magnoliopsida, Asparagales, Asparagaceae. The record is from RefSeq and is a predicted model, not a curated record.
AAAUAAAAAUAAAAAUAAAAAUAAAAAGACAGAGAGAGGGAAAAUACUAAAUCUCGCACUCUCUUCUUCGCUCUCGGUAGAUAGCUCUCCCUCCAUUGUAAAAUUAAUGGCGAAACCUCGGAAAUCGAAGAACGAGGAGCAGAAGAACGAGAGCUCGGGAUGCGUCGCCCUCCACCAAAAGCUUUGCCUCUCCAUCGACAUGGACAGAAAAAGGAUCUUCGGGUAUACUGAACUGAAAAUCCUGGCUUCAGAGGUUGGAUAUGUUGCUCUGCACGCUGAUGAUAUGGUCAUUAGCAGUGUAACUGUGGACGGGGAACCAGUUGAGUUUGAACACAUACCACAUUAUCAACAUGUUGAGGAUGAGAGAAGAUGGUCGUCUGUCUCAUGCUGUCAAACAGCUGCUGAUGCUGCUUGUUCGACAUACCUCUCAUUGCUGAACAGAGAAAUGGUCCCCAAUUUGCUAAUUUCAUGUAACAAAUCAAAGAAGACAGUAAGCAACCAGAGCCAAGGGGAGAAGGAAAAUAUUGUACAGAAUUCAUCUGCAGAGGAGGUUGUUAAUGGAUAUAGUGCUCCUUCAGAGGAUAAGGAUGUGAAACAUGUUCGCAUAAACUAUUGGGUAGAGAGGGCAGAGGCAGGUAUCCAUUUUGGAAAAAGUGUUAUGCAUACUAAUAACCAGAUACGGCGUGCUCGCUGCUGGUUCCCAUGCAUAGAUAGUAUUUCGCAAUGUUGCACCUUUGAUAUGGAAUUUACAGUCAACUCUGGUUAUGUGGCUGUUAGCAACGGUGACUUACUUUAUCAGGUUUUGAGCAAAGAUGAUCCUCCACGCAAAACAUAUGUAUAUAAAUUAAAUAUUCCUGUCAGUGCAGGCUGGAUUUCUUUGGCUGUUGGUUCAUUUGAGAUUCUGCCGGACAGUCAUACUGGCACUAUAUCAUACAUGUGUUUGCCUCCCAAUUUGCGAGAGCUUCAGAACACAGUUAGCUUCUUUCAUCAAGCCUUUAGUCAUUACGAAGAUUACCUUUCCAUGUCCUUUCCCUUUGGUUCAUACAAACAAAUCUUCAUACCACCUGAAAUAUCCUUAUCCUCUACGAGCCUGGGAGCCUCCAUGUGUAUAUUUACAUCUCAACUCUUAUUUGAUGAGAAAGUCAUAGAUAAGACAAUUGAAACACGAGUCAAGCUUGCUUAUGCCCUUGCAAGGCAAUGGUUUGGAGUGUACAUAACUGUGGAGGAGAGAACAGAUGAGUGGUUGCUAGAUGGGCUAGCUGGAUUUCUUACUGACUCUUUUAUUAAGAAAUUUUUUGGAAAUAAUGAAGCUCGUUUUCGACGGUACAAGUCUAAUUGCACUGUCUGUAAAGUCGACAUUAAUGGAGCAACUGCUUUGAGCUCUUUUGCUUCUAGUGAUCUUUAUGGAACUCAGACUAUUGGUUUGCAUGGAAAGAUUCGAUCAUGGAAAGCUGUAGCUGUUCUUCAAAUGUUGGAGAAGCAGAUGGGCCCAGAUUCUUUCCGUAAGAUUCUGCAGAGUAUAGUGUACAGGGGUUUAGAUGCGGCUCGGUCCAGAACUCUUAGUACAAAAGAAUUCAGUAACCUUGCAUAUAAGGUUGGGAAUCUGGAACGCCCAUUCCUUAAAGAAUUCUUUCCUUCUUGGGUUGAAUCUUGUGGAUGCCCGAUUUUGAGGAUGGGGCUUUCAUACAUCAAGAGGAAAAAUAUGAUUGAAUUUGCUGUGAUGAGAGGCUGCACUGCAAAACCUGGUGAUGCUGCCAACGGAAACAUUGAUACUGCAGUUCGAGAAGGUGAUACUGGUUGGCCUGGAAUGAUGAGCAUCCGAGUUCAUGAGCUUGAUGGAACGUAUGACCAUCCAAGUCUGCCCUUGGCUGGGGAUGCCUGGCAACUACUUGAGAUACAGUGCCAUUCCAAGUUAACUUUGAAACGCAUCCAGAAGCCUAAAAAGGGCUCCAAACCUGAUGGUUCUGAUGAUAAUGCAGAUCUUCCAAAUUUAGAUGCACGCUCAAGUAUGGACUCCCCAUUGUUGUGGAUCAGAGUGGAUCCGGAUAUGGAAUACCUUGCUGAAAUUCAUUUUCACCAGCCCAUUCAGAUGUGGAUUAAUCAACUUGAGAAAGACAAGGAUGUAGUUGCUCAGGCUCAAGCAAUCGCAAUGCUAGAGAAGCUACCUCAGCUUUCAUUUGCUGUAGUCAAUGCUCUUAACAACUUUCUUAGCGAUUCAAAGGCAUUCUGGAGAGUCAGAAUUGAAGCAGCAUACGCAUUAGCACAUACAGCUUCGGAGGACACUGAUUGGGCGGGUUUGCUUCAUUUGAUUAAAUUUUAUAAAAGUCGAAGGUUUGAUGCAGAUAUUGGAUUGCCUAAGCCUAAUGACUUUUAUGAUGUUCCAGAGUAUUUCGUGCUUGAGGCAAUCCCACAUGCAAUAGCUUUGGUCAAAGCAGCAGAUAAAAAGAGCCCCAGAGAAGCUGUAGAGUUCAUAUUACAAUUGCUAAAGUACAAUGAUAACAAUGGGAACCCCUACUCAGAUGUUUUUUGGCUUUGCGCACUGGUUCAGUCUGUGGGCGAGCUUGAAUUUGGUCAACAGAAUAUCUCCUUCUUAUCAUCUCUUCUCAAACGCAUUGAUCAACUUCUGCAAUUUGACAGCUUUAUGCCUAGAUACAAUGGGAUCCUGACUGUUAGCUGUCUUCGCACCCUAGCACAGAUAGGAUGGAAGAUGUCAUCUAUUGUACCUCUUGAACGUAUUUCAGAAGUCAUCAAACCAUUCUGUAGCUCUGAGAAAGCAUCUUGGAUAGUGCGGCUUGAAGCAUGCAAGUUGCUUCUGGAUCUUGAAUUCCAUUGUAGAGGCCUUGAUGCCACUUUAUCUCUGUUUAUGAAAUUCCUGGAGGAAGAGACAUCUUUACGAGGAGAAACCAAAUUGGCUGUGCAUGUGAUGCACUUGUGUCAAAUAAAUGCAGAAGCGGAAAUUGGCUAUGAUGUGACAUGCCCAACUCUUGUUGCUCUCCUUUGCAUGCUUGCAAGCAAAAAAGCAUUUAACAAUGUCUUUCUGAGGCACUAUUUGUUCGGCAUCAUACAAAUUGUUGCUGGGAGGCCACCGACACUUUAUGGUGUUCCAAAGACCCUAGAGCAGUUUCCGACGAUCCAAGAACUGUCUGUCUCCAAUAAUAGUGAGAGGAAGAGAAAUGUCUUAAAGAUCUCGAAACCUCAAGAAACUUCUGCCCCGGCAACUUCAAACCUCUCUGAUGCUCAUAUAGUGCCCAUUGUUGAUGCUUCCAAGGACGCUGAUACUGUCUCCAAUAAUAGUGAGAGGAAGAGAAAUGUUUUAAAGAUCAAGGUCAAGCAACCAGGAUCAUCAAGUAAAGCAGAUGGUAUUGACCAAAUCAUCGAAAAUUCUCGAGGCGGGCAGAAUGACACCAAUGAAGUAGUAGGCCCCACCAGUUCUGUUUCUGUAGAUGCCCCUAAUCAUCAUGAUACAAGCGAGCCACUUCAUGUCAGUAACCAAAACAUUGAAGAAGUGAACUCCUGUUAUGUUUACGAAUCUCGAGUAACUGCUAGUAUUGGUAGCAGCGCCAAAUUGAAUAAAGAUGGUGUUCAGGAGUUACAGUGCACAGCUGAUUCAAGGAAGAGUAUUCCUUGGGAUCAAUCUUCUCCUGUCACUGAGAGAACUGAGGUGGAAGUUCAUCAAGAACACUCCCUCCUACAGGAGGCGACAGUGAAGAGGAAGACGGAAAAGAAAAAGGACAAGGAAAAGAAAAGGAAACGAGAAGAUAAAUCUGGUGAGAAAGAUCGUUCUAAUGACCCUGCUUAUCUGGAGCGUAAGCGCCAGAAGAAGGAGAAGAAACGUCUCAAGAAGAUGGAAAAGAUGAUGAAGAAGGGUGAGGGGAAGUCUUUGGAUGAUUCGAUGAAACCUGUGGCAGAGUCUUCUAAAGGUGAUCAAUCCUCUGAAGGAUCCAAGAAAUUGCAAGGGAAAGUAGAAGACCAUAAUAUACUGAAACCUAAAGAAACCAGUUCAGCCCCUAAAUUAAAAAUUAAAAUUAGAAGUCUUGGUGGCAAAAAUGGGUAGAGGUGUAAUAUGUAAAUUGACACAGUAGUAGUUGUGUUGUAAUCUAAUUUCUUUGUAUUCUGAUAUAUAAUUUUUUCAUGUGAGUUGAGCAUCAAUGCAUUUUAGAGCAAUGACAGAA